Molecule: messenger RNA, 1356 nt
Organism: Acanthaster planci (crown-of-thorns starfish)
Lineage: Eukaryota; Metazoa; Echinodermata; Asteroidea; Valvatida; Acanthasteridae
Source: RefSeq, a predicted model, not a curated record
UUUGGUAUUCCAAAGCGUAUGCCCAGCACGAAACUAUUCGGUAAAAGCUACGUGCGCGCAAUAGUCUGUCCUAUCAGCGCAUAUCGUUAACUCACGUACGCAGUUUGUUCCCAAAAGAUGUUGAUGUUGAUAUCCAUAAUAAAGACAUGCUCAUAAUACACAGGAAACACAUAACACGCAUAACACAAGGUGACACAAAUAGACGGAAUAAGAAAAGUAACCCGUUGAGAAGGUAAAUUGAGCUCAACUUCUUCGAUAAGAAAUACGUUUUCAGUUUUAAUUUAAACAAUGCAAGACAAAGAAUGCCGAUAAGUGAGUUAAGAACUUGUCUUAACGGAUUACGCGCUCAGUGCGCGUGUUGUUCGAUGCGAACACAUCACCGUUCAAUUCAUACAACAGAUGGAUGUGACGACAGUAAAUUCACACACAGUCUCACGACUUCAUAAUCCGAUUCUAAUUUUAGUUUUAUCUCGAUUAAGAAGCAGCCCUUAUCAGUCUGAUGACGAAUCCUACUAAUUUGUGGAUGGAAUGUAAAUUCCGUUUUGACAGUUCUGAGAAGAUUAUGGGACACUCUAAACUAAUAACUGUAUGCAUAUUUCUGAUGAUUCUUAUAGCAUGUGCUGAGAGCCGCUUAAGAUGUUACAACUGCACGUAUGUCGAGUAUAAGAAGAAGGAAACAUGGGCGGGUCUCGAGGAGUGUCAGGCGAAGAAAUUUGACGAUGAGAAAAUUCCGGUGAUAACAUGUGACGGUACAUGCGUGGUUCGUUUGUUUGUUUUUCCUUUGGUCCUUUCAGACACGUUCCGUCUGGGGCGAUGUGGUAGUUACUCAGCGAACCUGCCACCAAAGUAACAGUGGUCCAUGUAACCGGAUCGACCGCUAUAACAUUGGUCAAGACGGUUACCUGUCGCAGGUGUGUUGCCGUGGUUCUCGGUGUAACCAUAAAGGGAACGACAAUGCUGGUCACCCUCAUAUUAGCGCUAAGACUCUCUUUGUUAUCGAAACGAUGGCUCUUCUUUGCUUUGUGAUGUUUGGACCAGUUGAUAUUUGGACAAACGGCCAAACAUAUUCUUGGAGAAUUCCUUAAGUUACUGGGGUGGCACAGCAGAGAGAGAAGAGCAUUUGCGUAAAUUGGCUACUCUUUCUCGACUCCGUGAUAUUUAAAUUCAGUGCCAGGACAAGCUACGAAUUCUUGAGGAUAGAAGACACACUUGUGUAUUAUACGCAAUUUCAACUACAAUGCCUACUUUUCCUCACAACUAUUAUGCCGUUUCUAUUUUGCUAAUUUAUCAAGAAGAACAAUAAUAUAGAAUAUCAUCAGAUAUAUGGACAAUAAAGUACACUGAGUUUAUAAUCUU